GGACACGGGGCGGGACGGAGCGCGCCCGCCGGGCGCUUUUGCUGUGCCGGUGAGGCCGCCCCGGGAGCUUCCCCCCCCCCGCCCCGUGCCGCUGCUCCCUUUUCCCAGCGAGCCUGCGCGCCGCGCUUGUUCUUCUCCUGACAGCGGCGAGACGGCCGCGUGUCACCCGGUUUGUGCGGGACCGCGCGGUGCCCAUCACGACACCGGCCCGCGGGGUUGACCCUGCCCGGCCCCACCGAGGUAACGGCGCGGGCGGGUACCCGCGUUUGGAGCCCGAUUUAACCGCGGUGCCGCGAAGAAACCCCGCGCAGCAGCGCGGCGAGCAGCCAUCUGCGCCUUGGCGGCGCUCCCCGUGACGUCAAGCCCGGAGAAGGCGCCGAUUGGUCCGCGCGGCCGAGUGUGACACGUGGCAGCCCACCAUUGGCUGGCGGCGCGCACAUGGGGGAGCCGCGGCGGUGCCGCGUGCGGCGGUACCGGUUCGGCGAUGGCGCGGAGGGACUGGUGCUGCGCAUCCCCGAGGUUCUGGACCCGCAGUACGGCAUGUACGUGUGGCCCUGCGCCGUGGUGCUGGCCCAGUACCUCUGGACGCAGAGGAGAAGCCUGCCCGGCAAGCGAGUGCUGGAGGUGGGUGCCGGUGUGAGCCUCCCCGGGGUGCUGGCCGCUAAGUGCGGGGCCGAAGCGAUCCUGUCGGACAGCGAGGAGCUGCCCCGCUGCCUGCAGAACUGCCGGCGGAGCUGCCUGGCCAACGGGCUGCCCGGGCUGCCCGUCCUGGGGCUCACCUGGGGCCGGCUGUCCCCGGAGCUGCUGGCUCUGGCUCCCGUGGACAUUAUCUUAGGCUCGGAUGUCUUCUUUGACCCAAAAGACUUUGAAGAUAUUUUAACUACAGUUUACUUUCUGCUGGAGAAGAAUCCACAUGCUCAGUUCUGGACUACUUAUCAAGUGCGGAGUGCUGACUGGUCUAUUGAAGCUUUGCUCUGCAAAUGGAAACUCAAGAAUGUCCCCGUUCCCUUGCACUCCUUUGGGGCAGACCAGGAGCACUUGGCCAGUUCUCCUCUCCCAGGCAGACAUACAAUUGAAAUGAUGAUCAUCUCACUGGCACAAUCAGAGGGUACUUAAGUUUAUUCUGCUUGUUGGUUCCAAUACAAGAUGACAUUUAAUUGUUCACUGUGUGUGGAUCUGCAGAAACAGCCCCGUUUACAGCAAACCUCAUGCAUAGUUUUUUUUGGGGGGGAAAAUGUAUCCCCUGAACAGUAAUUCUUAAAACAUGCACUGUAAAAAUAAAAAUAAAGCUGUUCAAUUGUUUA
Molecule: messenger RNA, 1304 nt
Organism: Calypte anna (Anna's hummingbird)
Lineage: Eukaryota; Metazoa; Chordata; Aves; Apodiformes; Trochilidae
Gene: METTL23
Product: methyltransferase like 23
Exons: 5
Coding region: 439-1116 (225 amino acids)
Cellular component (GO): cytoplasm; nucleus
Source: RefSeq, a predicted model, not a curated record